Molecule: messenger RNA, 16025 nt
Organism: Malaya genurostris
Lineage: Eukaryota; Metazoa; Arthropoda; Insecta; Diptera; Culicidae
Product: gastrula zinc finger protein XlCGF8.2DB-like
Exons: 9
Coding region: 504-1247 (247 amino acids)
Source: RefSeq, a predicted model, not a curated record
CGUCGGGUAAGCCAGAGAGAACUGUCAAAUCGUGAAAAAAUAUCUUCCUUCGGGUGCGUGUGUUCUCAGGAAUGACAGCAUCAAGAAAACGGCCUAUAAAUUGUGAUUUCUCGUUGUGGAUUAUCUGCUGGGAUGUGCUAAAUCGUGUUCAAAGCCAGCAUUGAGUCGUGCACUCAAUGAAUGUACUGUUAAAAAUUGCUGCAUUGAAGUGGGUGACCUGGAGGUUGUCUCCGUUGUCCGAACAGUGAGCAGAUACAUAAACAACUUUUUGCUAACUGGAACUGGAGCUAGUCUGAAGAUAUUCGUCGGUGGACCAGCCAAAUACCUUCUAAAGCUGACGAAUGAUACCAAUUAGAUGAAUAUGUUCCGUAAUCCACGAAAUCGGCUGUGAUAAGAAUCCUACUGAAUGCAUAGCUCAUCCGAGCAAGUAACGUGUCGGGUGGAAUUUCAAUUUGCAAGAUAUUUUGAUUUCGACAAAAGUAAACAAGUGACGUGCCCAGAAAAUGGAAAUGUCAGAAAUACCGGAAGUGAAGGUGUCCAGCUGCAGUAAACCAUUUCAGUGUUCGGAGUGUAACAAACAGUUCCGGCAGUUGAGCACAUUGACAAAUCAUAUGAAAAUACACACUGGUGAUAAACCCUACAAAUGCACAAUAUGCUCGAAAGAAUUUCGCCAAACCACAACCCUGUCCAAUCAUAUAAAAAUUCACACAGGAGAAAAACCUUUUCACUGCACCUACUGCGGUAAACAGUUCCGUCAAUUGAGUACGCUAUCCAACCAUCUCAAAAUCCAUACCGGAGAAAAACCCUACGAAUGCUCAGUCUGUGGGAAACAGUUUCGGCAGAGCAGUACCCUGAACAGUCACAUCCGGAUUCACUCGGAUGACAAGUACUCUGUGAAACCCUUCAAAUGCAGCGUUUGCCCCAAGGAGUUCCGCCAAACUACGACCCUAUCAAACCACCUGAAAAUUCACACCGGUGAAAAACCUUACUUAUGUACAUAUUGCAAUAAAAGUUUUAGACAGACAGGCACGCUCUCGAACCACUUAAAAAUUCAUACCGGAGAAAAACCUUACGAAUGUUCUGUGUGCCGAAAACAGUUUCGACAGUCCAGUACGCUGAAUUCUCACAUUCGAAUCCACGCGGAGGACAAGAUAUGUAAAACAUCUCCAUCACCACUUCCGUCAACUGUGACCACAAUCACCAUGAAGCUGGAAGAUAUGAAACCGCCGCUGUACACCAUCAUUUAGGUAUAGAGAAGUCCAAACUUUGUUCACAACAGCACAACAACUAACCGAAGGUGCGACCGCCUAGCUAGGGCCCCAGUAAGCCAGUUACUGCAGAUGCAAUUUAUGUUAUUCUGUUAAAUUUUGCAACCUCCCCGAUCAACCGGAUUGAUUAUCACAACCCUAGGUAGGAGUAACUGGGCUUCACUAGUUGGGAAACGCACCGCAGAUGUCGUCUCAGCCAAGGUGCGGACAGUCCGAUGCGAAUGUAUUAUACUACAGCUUCGUCUUCGUUUAUCAUUAAGGUUUUAACAAAUUGCGCCGGGAACCCAUAAUAUACAGCCAGCCAGCCAACACAAUCAGUUUGCGCGAUGGCAUUAAUUUGGUCAUGCUUGCCGCCCGAGUCCGACCUAUCAAUUCCAUUCUGGUUUGGAAGCUUUGGAUCAGUGUUGUGGGCCGAAAUUAAAACAUUAUCAACCUACAAAUGGCACUGUCCGGUAAUCAUCGGUCAUUGGAGGUGCUACGUGACACUGGUAAAUCAUCGGAGCUUUACCAUCGUACGGGAAAAGGGCAUCGCAUUUCGAGUUUUUUAGACUUAUUUUUUCUUCUUUGGUAAUCAUUAUUGAGCUUGGCUGAAAUUAUUGAAGCAGAAAAAAAAAACAAGCAUGAAACAGAAAUGGAUGAAAAACGACGUGAUAUGAUAGGACAAGUGAUCGGAAGAAUGCGGUGAGGGAUGGUCAAUUAUUGUAACCGAUUCUGUGUGUUUUAGAUUUUUGCUUUUAUUUAAUUUUUGUUGACCACUACUGAAUGAAUGAUGGGAUCGCAAUUUUUUAGCCAGUUUUAUUUUAAAUUGGUGCUACUUAAAAUAUGUAACACUUUUGUCACAGUAUAGCAUGAAAAACGGCUUAACCACAAUAAGUCAAGAGUUUGUAAACCAGGAUCGGUAUAAUUAAUUGUAUAGUAGAAAUAUAUUUUGUUAAAAUUAUAUUUAACAAAAUAGCGCUCAUGCAGAAUCAAUUGUGUGUUUUGUUUGUCUUCGGAUGGCAGUCUAGGGAUCAGGGUCAUUUCGCCGAAAGCCAUUUCGCCGAAAGCCGUUUCGCCGAAAGUCAUUUCGCCGAAAGGGUUAUUUCGUCGAAUGCCAUUUCGCCGAAAGGGUAAUUUCGCCGAAUCCUGAAAUCGUCUUGAAAUCGUCAUUAGAAUUAAUUUAAAUUAAAGACAAACGAAAGAUGAUAGCGUUAACGCCCGUUUUGUUGACCUACCAUUGUACUACUUGAAUAAUGAUUGAUUGUUGUACUCUUGAAUAAAGAUUGAUUCAUGAACCUCAGAAAGUAGUUCCCAACAAAACUUGUUGGCUAUUAGCUAGUAAGCAUCAAAGCAAUUGCAUAGGUGUAUCUACCAGGCAAAUGUAGGUGGUAUUUUCCGUUUAUUAUGUGAAAAUGAAAAAACAUCUAAUGCGGCUACGCCACGUGGUUUUGGUUCAUGUGUUGUCCGACCUCGCUACCGCUCGUUCGGACCUAACUAAAGCAAAGAAACCUAGCUUUGAGUAGACCGGGCAAACGAGGCGGUUACAGGUUUGUAUGCAAGAGGCCGCCGCUUCCGACGGCGGAUCGGCGGCCGACUCAGCUGGCGUCGGCUCGGCUUUGUGCCGCCGAACCAUCUUGGCUUCGGUUAUGUUGCUGCGCCACAUCAGUUAUACAAGAGACAUAAUAUGCAGGAGAUAUUACCCUUUCGGCGAAAUGACCCUUUCGGCGAAACGACUUUCGGCGAAAUGGCAUUCGGCGAAAUGGCUUUCGGCGAUAUGACCCGCUCCCGCAGUCUAGGAAUGGAAUCCACAUUUCCCCUAUUUCUUGAUGGAAAACAAAGUUUUUCUUUUCUCGGAAUUUGAAGGUAUGUUCUUAUAAUGUGCUUACCGGAGAAAAGGAAGUUAAAAUCAAUCAGGUCGGAAUUCUAGAUGGCGACUUCUGAUAAGAAUUACUAUAUUAACAGAUUUUUCUGCAAAACCACUGAUUUUUUACCUAUUUUGCCACACAGAUUCUGUGUCACAGAACACAGAUUUUGUCAAAAUUCGCAGAUUUCUACAGAUGAAUAUUUCAUAAAAAUGACGGAUUUUCAAAAUGUUUUUCACAGAUUAUGAUCAAAAAUAUGCAACGCAGAUGGUACACAGAUUUUUCAAGUUGAAACACAGAUUUUAAAAUGGCAACUCUGCUUCUGAUGCGUUGGGAUUUCCUGAUAACCUUCACAGUAUGGUCAUUUUCGGAUCGGAUUUGAUGAGAACAUUCCGGAGGACAUCAUCAUUCGUAGUCGUUUCUAACUCCUAGAUGGUAACUCCCGAUCUAUUGAUAUUAUUUGAAAUCGGUUAAAAUAUGGGUGUUUUUGGAUUGAAUUUAACCACCAGAACUUGAAACCCAUUUUCCGUUCGGAAAAUAUAUGUACUCUGAGGUCUUUUUCUACGCGUUUUUUUCGUGGUCUUUUUUUACGAGGAUUUCCGAAGUUACGCGGUCUCAAAUUCCCAAAGCCGAUUUUCACAAUUAUUUUUUGAAAAUACACCAGAUCUGAACGUUUCAUGCAUUUCUAAGAUAUUUGGCAUCUGAAAAAAAUUCUCUUUAGUUUUUAGGUUUUUUUACGCGGAUUUCCAAAGUUACGCGUAAAAAGAAUUCUCAGUGUGCUGUAAUGGUUUCCCAAACAAUAUCGAUGUACUGGUAGUCGCCAUCUUGGAUUUCGGAACGACUACAUUUUUUCCGUCAUCGACUCAAUCAGAUGACAAUCAGUUCGCGAACGGUUCGAAAGAUCUAGUUCUGCUGGAAGAAUGAAUGAACAACGAAUACUAGUUGUGUGAUAUAGAAAAAAAACCCUGUUUUAAUCCACCUAGUGGUGUAAUGAUGCUUUUCUCAUUACCAUUUCAUAAGAAAUCGAUGCAAGUUCCGACGGAAUGUUCGACAGUCUGUUUCGAGAGCCGAAACUCGGAGAUCGUCACAAUCGCAGAUCAAAUAGCCAGGCUGAAGGGUUAAAUAUUAAUAAAGUUUGCUUUAAAAAUUUCGUAUUUAUCUGCGUCGUAAACAUUAUGACGAUUAGACAUUUUGACCAAUAUAUGGAAAGUUCAGCGAAAAAACUAUUCCAUGCAAAUGUUGAUUAUAGAGACAAAGACUUUGAAACGAAGUUGAUUGAUUCACCUUUAAUUCACUAUUUAGAUUGAGUCAAUUAAACGAAAAUGAAACCAAACCAAAACCUGUGCUCCUGUUUCUGCUAUAUAAGAAAUUCAAGUUAAAUGGAUAGUAAUACUUUUCCGACAGCACAAAAAAAAAAACACAAAUAAACAACCUACGAAUUCGGUUGUGUUUUGAAAAACGUUUUCGUUCUCCCGUACACGCUAUACGAAAUCGAAUGAAGCACGCUGUAUGCUUCGUCAGCAUGGCGGUGGUAUUUUCUUCUUCCGUACCAGUACGUUUCGAUGCGUACCGGUUUUGCAUCGUCAUUUUGUGUAUGAUGGUUUGAAAGUAUUGACACUUUCACAAGAAAUCGAAUCUGGAUGAAGCUGCACACUAUCUUUCAAGAGCUUCAAUUUGAAUCAAGAAUUGUGAAAAUUGGUUUAACCGUUUGCUGAGAAACCGAAGUGAGUUCCGAUUUUGGAAUUCUUCGUCACUAUUAUCGGUGCUUCCGGAAUCGGAAACCGAGGACUAGUAAUCUAAAAGUAAGUUUAUAUAUUCACCAACUAACAAGAUCUGCCAACUAGUUUAAUUUAUCAGUAAAUGUUACAAAAAUUUAUACCUCGUUCCGCCCGCCGUCACAAGAUGAACAAAAUUCCAAUGAAAUUAAAUUUCAUUAAAUCUGUUCAGCAAUGUCAGUGACUCAUAUAGAAACCGAUUUUGGAAACGACACCCGGAGGGCCGAGUGUCAUAUACCAUUCGACUCAGUUCGUCGAGUACGCAAAAUGUCUGUUUAUGCGUGCGUAUGUAUGUAUGUAACAUUUUUUGUACUUCUUUUUUUCGGAGAUGGCUGAACCGUUUUUCAUGAAUUUAAAUUCAAAUGAAAGGUAUAAUUGUCCCAUACAAAGUUCCUGAAGUUUAUUCCGAUCGGACUUCCGGUACCAGAAUUACAGGGUGAAGUUUGCUGAAAUAUUUAUACUGUCACUAAAAGCAGCGAUGUAGAAAAAUCGUAAGAUAAUUUCUAAACAUCCCUCAAAACUUUUUCAAUCGGUAGUCAUUGUCAUUAGACGGCCAAACAAAUUAAUAUAGUUUUUUCUGAUUCUCGGUUUUCGAUUAACGACCGGAGAUUAUAGCCAUAGACUCAAAAAUGGAUCUCAAUCACUUCUUUCGAAACGACUUCGAUUAUACCGGUUCCCGGAUUCCGGUUUCGGAAGUACCUGCAAUAGUGCAACUCAUUUCGUUUACUUAGAAAUGGCCUAACCGACUUGAGUACUGUUGAACUCUGUAGGUUAUACUAGUUUAUGGACAAACCUUUGUGCUUUUCAAGAGUCAAAGAAGACUAUUCUGAAGAGUACCACACAUUUAUAUAUGAGUAAAUGAGAGAUAUAGGAAAGGCAUCAUUACACCACUAGGUGGAUUGCAACAAGUUUUACCCCAUUUUUUUGGUGAAUAUCCUAUAAUUUCGGAACCGGAAGUCGCAUCGGGAUAAAAUUCAAUAAUAGCCAAUGGGACCAUAAGACCUUUCAUUUGAAUCUGAGUUUGUGAAAAUCGGUUCCGCCAUCUCUGAGAAAAUUGAGUGAAAAUUGAGAAUCGGUUGUAGAGUCGGUUUCCACAGCGAUUGCAUAGCCUUUUUAUAUGAGAAAGUCCAAAAGUGAAUGAUCUCCAUAAGAAAGUGUACUGAUAAUUGUAUAUUUCAAAAAGCUCGUAGUUUUUAAGAAUGCAGUAGAAAUCGCAUAUUUUAACGACAUCUAAAAAAGUGCACAAAAGUGAACGAUUACUAGUUUAAAUACACGCAAAAAGUCACUGCCUUGUCCAUCACCGAAAUAUUUUUCUCUCAUUUUUUUCCCAGAAACAUAGAUAAUUAUUUCGGGCAGUUUUUCUACCAGUUUUUCAAUCAAUAUUUGUUCUUCGAACUGCUAUUUCGAGUUGUUUUUUAAAUCAAUUUUUAAUUGUUUCAUUUUCUGCAUUUUUUGAGCAGUUUUUACUAGAUGUUCAACCGUUCCAUGAAAUUGUUUUGAAAUCGACAUUAAACCGUUCCUCGAGCAGUUUUUGCGAACAAUUUUCCGAGUGGUUUUUUAAUCGAUAUUUAUUCGUUCCUCGAGCAAUUUUUUAUAUCCAUUGUUAAUCGUUCUUCGAGCUGAUUUUUCGAGUAUUUUUUCAAAUCUCAAUUCGUUUUACCUAUUUUUAUAUAUAUAAAAAAUAGGUAUAGAAUUCGCUCAAACUUUAGAAAAUUUUUCCGAGGCCCGGAGGGCCGAAUGACAUAUACCAAUCGAUUCAGCUCGACGAACUGAGCAAAUGUCUGUGUGUGUGUGUAUGUGUGUGUGUCUGUAUGUGUGUUGUCAACUAAGAGGUCGAGAUCUCAGAGAUGGCUGAACCGAUUUUGAUCAAACUAGUCGCAAAUGAAAGAUCUCCCCGUCACCCAAAACGCUAUUGAAUGGUUUUGAGAUCGGAUGUUUACUUUUUGAGUUAUACAAAGUUUUAUGUCAAAAUUUUCAGUUUUUUGACAGUAUCUGUCACAAUUGACCUUGAAAACAGAAUAUGUUUUCAGACUUAGAUUCCGCACGGUAAUACCUAUCCAACAAGCCAUAGAUUGUUAAAAUCCGUCCAUUUUUAACGGAGAUAUCGAAAUUUUUCUGUAAGCGACUUUUCCCCCUAUUCCAGCAGUAGGAGUUUUGAGCGCUGUAUGACAAAGAAAUGUUUGGGAGCAACGGAAAACACGAUUUUUUAUACUGUUACAUACAAUUGUUUCUAAGUACCAAAAGGAUUGUGUACAGCAUCCUUUUUCAUGACAUUUAGCCUCGGACCGAUUUUGGCACGGCUCGUUUUUGGCAACAUAAUCGUUCGAAUAUGACAUAUAUAAACCAGAUGAUGGCAGAAUUUUUUUUAAUUAUUUUGUUUUAAACUACUUACAGCAAUAAAUGCAGGAACAACAUAACAUCCAUAUACCAUUCGAAUCAGUUCGUCGAGAUCAGCAAAUGCGUGUGUGACAAAUAAUUUCACUUAAUUUUCUCGGAAAAUUUCUUUUCUACAAAUUCAGAUUCAUACGAAAAGUCGUAUGCUCCAAAACAAAGUUCCUGCAUUAUGUUUGGUUCCGACCUCUGGUUCUGGAACUACAGGAUGAUAUGUGAAACGAAAUCAAAAUUGUGUAACUCAUUUUUCUCGUAGAUGGCUGAAACGAUCUAAGAUUCAAAUGAAAAGUUUCAAGGUUCUAUAAAACAUCUUGCUCUUCAGUCAGAUCCAACUUCCGGGUUCGGUGAUAGUAUACAAAUGUCUAUUCCACAUAAAUUAAUCUGGUUUAUCGGGUUAGCAGAUUUGGAUAGUCGAUAAAAAAUUAACUUUUUUCAGUUUUAGUGGUAUUCAGUUGUCGAUCAGAAGGCACCUAAAAAUUUAAUUCGUGCUAUGAUCUCUCAAAGAUGUCUUAACUGAUUUUCAAAUAUUUUGAAACAAAUGUGAACUGUACAGCUACUCAGGUGAAUUUAUCUGACUUCGGCCAUACCGCUUUUAGAAUUCCGGUUCCAGUAUAAAAUCCAGUUUCUCAAAGCUCAAAAAAAGCCUAAUCGAAUUUUUUCUCAAAAAAAGCCUAAUCGAAUUUCAGAAACAAAAAUACAAAUUAAAACAAACUUAUAUACAAAAAUUAAUUAAUUUUAUCCAAAUAUGAUAUCCGGUUCUCGAAUUACAUGAUGAUGAAUUUUUAAAAUUCAAACCGAUAUAGAAGAUGACAAUCCCGAAAAGCUUCAAAGUUGGACUCAAAACUGUUGUAAUAUUUUCGUCAUAUGGCCAUACGAAUCGGUUUGGGUUAUGCUGGUUCCUGAAUACCGGCUCUGGAAGUACCUUAAAUUACCGUAAACUCUAGAGUGGAGCUUACAUAUCAUGGCAUGUUUAAUCGAUUAUCACACUUCUAGAUUCAAAUUCGAUCCGAUUUGCAGUUUCGACAUUACAGAGUAAUGAGUGAUUAAAAUCUCUAAUUGUCGCUUAAAACGAGGGUCAUUAAAAUAAUGUCAUGAAAACUUAAACACCGAAGAAUAUUCAUGCAAAAAACACAUGCGGUUUGAUAAAAAUAGGUAUCAUCUCACUGCUAGGUGGAUUAAACACGUUUUUAUUCUUGUAUCGAGAACUAGUUCAUUAGGUAGAAUUAUCAAGUUCUAGACAGUUCUUUGGAAUGAACUGUUUUGUCCAUCUCUAAUGUUCUCAUCAAAUCCGAUAGGAAAAUACUUUAAAGCAGGUAUGCCCAACCUGUGCUUCGCAGGCUAAUUUUAUACACGAUGAAUUGCAGAAAAUUAUUAUGGUUCCAAAGGGAUCCGCGAUAUGAAAAGGUUGGGAACCACUGCCAAGGUGGUAAGUGACCGGGAAAAAUGGGAUGGCAUGAGUUCCUGAAGUUUAUUCCGAUCGGACUUCCGGUACCAGAAUUACAGGGUGAAGUUUGCUGAAAUAUUUAUACUGUCACUAAAAGCAGCGAUGUAGAAAAAUCGUAAGAUAAUUUCUAAACAUCCCUCAAAACUUUUUCAAUCGGUAGUCAUUGUCAUUAGACGGCCAAACAAAUUAAUAUAGUUUUUUCUGAUUCCCGGUUUUCGAUUAACGACCGGAGAUUAUAGCCAUAGACUCAAAAAUGGAUCUCAAUCACUUCUUUCGAAACGACUUCGAUUAUACCGGUUCCCGGAUUCCGGUUUCGGAAGUACCUGCAAUAGUGCAACUCAUUUCGUUUACUUAGAAAUGGCCUAACCGACUUGAGUACUGUUGAACUCUGUAGGUUAUACUAGUUUAUGGACAAACCUUUGUGCUUUUCAAGAGUCAAAGAAGACUAUUCUGAAGAGUACCACACAUUUAUAUAUGAGUAAAUGAGAGAUAUAGGAAAGGCAUCAUUACACCACUAGGUGGAUUGCAACAAGUUUUACCCCAUUUUUUUGGUGAAUAUCCUAUAAUUUCGGAACCGGAAGUCGCAUCGGGAUAAAAUUCAAUAAUAGCCAAUGGGACCAUAAGACCUUUCAUUUGAAUCUGAGUUUGUGAAAAUCGGUUCCGCCAUCUCUGAGAAAAUUGAGUGAAAAUUGAGAAUCGGUUGUAGAGUCGGUUUCCACAGCGAUUGCAUAGCCUUUUUAUAUGAGAAAGUCCAAAAGUGAAUGAUCUCCAUAAGAAAGUGUACUGAUAAUUGUAUAUUUCAAAAAGCUCGUAGUUUUUAAGAAUGCAGUAGAAAUCGCAUAUUUUAACGACAUCUAAAAAAGUGCACAAAAGUGAACGAUUACUAGUUUAAAUACACGCAAAAAGUCACUGCCUUGUCCAUCACCGAAAUAUUUUUCUCUCAUUUUUUUCCCAGAAACAUAGAUAAUUAUUUCGGGCAGUUUUUCUACCAGUUUUUCAAUCAAUAUUUGUUCUUCGAACUGCUAUUUCGAGUUGUUUUUUAAAUCAAUUUUUAAUUGUUUCAUUUUCUGCAUUUUUUGAGCAGUUUUUACUAGAUGUUCAACCGUUCCAUGAAAUUGUUUUGAAAUCGACAUUAAACCGUUCCUCGAGCAGUUUUUGCGAACAAUUUUCCGAGUGGUUUUUUAAUCGAUAUUUAUUCGUUCCUCGAGCAAUUUUUUAUAUCCAUUGUUAAUCGUUCUUCGAGCUGAUUUUUCGAGUAUUUUUUCAAAUCUCAAUUCGUUUUACCUAUUUUUAUAUAUAUAAAAAAUAGGUAUAGAAUUCGCUCAAACUUUAGAAAAUUUUUCCGAGGCCCGGAGGGCCGAAUGACAUAUACCAAUCGAUUCAGCUCGACGAACUGAGCAAAUGUCUGUGUGUGUGUGUAUGUGUGUGUGUCUGUAUGUGUGUUGUCAACUAAGAGGUCGAGAUCUCAGAGAUGGCUGAACCGAUUUUGAUCAAACUAGUCGCAAAUGAAAGAUCUCCCCGUCACCCAAAACGCUAUUGAAUGGUUUUGAGAUCGGAUGUUUACUUUUUGAGUUAUACAAAGUUUUAUGUCAAAAUUUUCAGUUUUUUGACAGUAUCUGUCACAAUUGACCUUGAAAACAGAAUAUGUUUUCAGACUUAGAUUCCGCACGGUAAUACCUAUCCAACAAGCCAUAGAUUGUUAAAAUCCGUCCAUUUUUAACGGAGAUAUCGAAAUUUUUCUGUAAGCGACUUUUCCCCCUAUUCCAGCAGUAGGAGUUUUGAGCGCUGUAUGACAAAGAAAUGUUUGGGAGCAACGGAAAACACGAUUUUUUAUACUGUUACAUACAAUUGUUUCUAAGUACCAAAAGGAUUGUGUACAGCAUCCUUUUUCAUGACAUUUAGCCUCGGACCGAUUUUGGCACGGCUCGUUUUUGGCAACAUAAUCGUUCGAAUAUGACAUAUAUAAACCAGAUGAUGGCAGAAUUUUUUUUAAUUAUUUUGUUUUAAACUACUUACAGCAAUAAAUGCAGGAACAACAUAACAUCCAUAUACCAUUCGAAUCAGUUCGUCGAGAUCAGCAAAUGCGUGUGUGACAAAUAAUUUCACUUAAUUUUCUCGGAAAAUUUCUUUUCUACAAAUUCAGAUUCAUACGAAAAGUCGUAUGCUCCAAAACAAAGUUCCUGCAUUAUGUUUGGUUCCGACCUCUGGUUCUGGAACUACAGGAUGAUAUGUGAAACGAAAUCAAAAUUGUGUAACUCAUUUUUCUCGUAGAUGGCUGAAACGAUCUAAGAUUCAAAUGAAAAGUUUCAAGGUUCUAUAAAACAUCUUGCUCUUCAGUCAGAUCCAACUUCCGGGUUCGGUGAUAGUAUACAAAUGUCUAUUCCACAUAAAUUAAUCUGGUUUAUCGGGUUAGCAGAUUUGGAUAGUCGAUAAAAAAUUAACUUUUUUCAGUUUUAGUGGUAUUCAGUUGUCGAUCAGAAGGCACCUAAAAAUUUAAUUCGUGCUAUGAUCUCUCAAAGAUGUCUUAACUGAUUUUCAAAUAUUUUGAAACAAAUGUGAACUGUACAGCUACUCAGGUGAAUUUAUCUGACUUCGGCCAUACCGCUUUUAGAAUUCCGGUUCCAGUAUAAAAUCCAGUUUCUCAAAGCUCAAAAAAAGCCUAAUCGAAUUUUUUCUCAAAAAAAGCCUAAUCGAAUUUCAGAAACAAAAAUACAAAUUAAAACAAACUUAUAUACAAAAAUUAAUUAAUUUUAUCCAAAUAUGAUAUCCGGUUCUCGAAUUACAUGAUGAUGAAUUUUUAAAAUUCAAACCGAUAUAGAAGAUGACAAUCCCGAAAAGCUUCAAAGUUGGACUCAAAACUGUUGUAAUAUUUUCGUCAUAUGGCCAUACGAAUCGGUUUGGGUUAUGCUGGUUCCUGAAUACCGGCUCUGGAAGUACCUUAAAUUACCGUAAACUCUAGAGUGGAGCUUACAUAUCAUGGCAUGUUUAAUCGAUUAUCACACUUCUAGAUUCAAAUUCGAUCCGAUUUGCAGUUUCGACAUUACAGAGUAAUGAGUGAUUAAAAUCUCUAAUUGUCGCUUAAAACGAGGGUCAUUAAAAUAAUGUCAUGAAAACUUAAACACCGAAGAAUAUUCAUGCAAAAAACACAUGCGGUUUGAUAAAAAUAGGUAUCAUCUCACUGCUAGGUGGAUUAAACACGUUUUUAUUCUUGUAUCGAGAACUAGUUCAUUAGGUAGAAUUAUCAAGUUCUAGACAGUUCUUUGGAAUGAACUGUUUUGUCCAUCUCUAAUGUUCUCAUCAAAUCCGAUAGGAAAAUACUUUAAAGCAGGUAUGCCCAACCUGUGCUUCGCAGGCUAAUUUUAUACACGAUGAAUUGCAGAAAAUUAUUAUGGUUCCAAAGGGAUCCGCGAUAUGAAAAGGUUGGGAACCACUGCCAAGGUGGUAAGUGACCGGGAAAAAUGGGAUGGCAUGACUGUUGUACCUAUCGUUUAUUGUAUUGUAGGUAUAUGCACAUCUAAUGAUUUUAAAUUGAAUUUUAUUACACGAGAAUUUAAAUUUUGUUGUCUGAUAGGACCUAGGCUAAUAAUUGGUUUUAUGGUUUCCAUCACAAUCAGAGCAUGACAAUUCAUCUGAGGGUAUAGUUUAUUGAACAGACGUGUUUGAAAGCGAAUUACUAUAAUUUAAAUAGAGUAUGUCCGUAUGAUACUCUGUUGUACCAUGGCCGAAGCCCUGGCAAUGACGAUAUUGUGCUAGGUUCGCUGUACCAUCAUGCCGUUUAUAAUUUUCCCGCCGAACUGAGAUUUUCACUUUCAGUUCCGGAAGGAACGAAGAAAGCUCUGCACAAAAUGCUUUGAAAUAGCAGGCAUAGAUUGUUGUUGGUUAUCCAGAGUGGCAAGCAUCAAUUUUAAGGAGUCAUUGUUCCUUAUUGAUCUAUUUUCCCUAUUGAUUCAUUUCCCAAAAACUUCAAGGAUCAGCCCCAUGGGGUUGUUUAAGCCACUAAUUUGGAACAAGGCAACCAAAAUUGCUAAUGAUCGACAUUUUCAAUCAAACAGUUCAAUCAAUCGUCACACUUUUGAAUCCGCAAUUGCACGAGAGUCUGCUUAGAUUGUUCUUUAUCAGGAACCAACACUGAACACGCGAACCCAGAAUAUAGACUUUGUUUGUCUUGAUUUGUAUUUGUUAUGUAGCCGACGAAAUUACAUCAAUAUUCUAAAUGUAUGUAAUUAUAUCUUUGUACACACUUGCGCUACAGAUUUAGAUAUUUUAGCUUCUCUUCGCCAAGCUUGUGUUCAAGUUUUGUAGGCACGCAGUUAUUACUAUAGCGUUAAGUUUCUCUACCAUUACUACCAUUCUGCGAUUUUGGUUGAAGCAAUAAACUGCUUCUUAUUAUUAAUUGAGUUCAUCUUAUAUAAAUUAGAAAUUAAUCUUAAGCGCUCAAAUUUACCUUGGGGUAGUCGAAAAAACUCUCAGGCGAAAACGACAUAACAGGGGAUUUCGACCGAACUCGCAUGACACAAGAUCUGAGCAUACCCAUUAACACUGGCUGAGACCAGUGUGUUUCAGGGCGCUUUAGAGGGUUAUUUUCACACUUCAAAUCUGAUUUUCUCCGAAACGAUGACGAAUAUCAAAAAACCCAAUUGACAAUGUCUUAGAAAAUUAGUUUAUUCUGUAAAAAUUUCAGAAUGAUUCGUUGACUUUAGCGAUCAUAAAAAUCUUUUUUCUGAAGGAAGAAUUUCAUAGCUGAAAAAGGCAACUUUGAACUUGUUCAUUGAAUAUCUCACCUUCAAAAGCAUGGAUCAGAAAUCUAUCCUGACAUGGUCUAGAUAAUAAAAAUUAGAUUCGAUUAGUGCAUAAAAAAAUAUAUGUUGGCCCGAUAAAAAUGAAGUGAAUGUUAUUUUGUGAAGCUAAGUCGAUUUCUAUGACUAUGAUUUAUUUUUACUGCUCCAGUUUCCUGGUAACGUAACGAAACAUGAGAGACAAAUAAAAUCGGUUCAGUAAGGCUGCCAAACAAGCGGUGUCUUUAUUGGAUGCAGACACAUUUUAUGCAAAAUUGUAACCGAAAUAUCAAAACUUUCUUGGCCACCCGGCCACAUCGAGAGUCAUUUUGCACAUUUGCGAGAGAGCAUGGAGGGAAAUGUAAUACGCAUUUCUCGUCUAUUUUGAGUCAAUGAAAAUGACUUGAAAUUUUGAAAAUGAAUAACCGUACCUAGUCACUUGAUGUUUUUCUUGCUCAGUUUGUAGUGCCAAGUAGUGUACCUCUUUCAUUGUCUUCCUUUUCUUCGCUGUGGGUAGUGAGCAAAACUCCCUCUUUUGUUACUUCUUUGAGAGAAACGAAUGAAGAACGGGAUGAUGUCCAUUCGGUGCGACAGCGAAGGUUGUGUGUUAGAAUGUAAAAUUUACUGCAGUAGAGUGAUCGUCAGUGUGUGCACAUAUUCGAUUCCAAUUUAAUUGAAUGAAGUUUUACAGCACUGCUCACGAUGGGUAUGACAGUACUAACCCUUCAACUCAUUUAAUUUUUUAAGUUUUUUAAAUCGUAUCUUCGGUUAAACUUUUUAUCGUAUUCCGCAAGUAGGUUGAUUGAAAAAAGAUUACAAAUAGAUUCAAUGACCACACAAUUAUUGAAACGAUCAUUUUCUGUAAUAUCGAUCUGUUGCUAGUUAAGCAUUUCAGCGCUUUUUUUUCUGAAGUUCGAAUAUUUAUUGGUUUUGCUGUGUUUUGUUUUCCGAUAUAUCGAUUCAAAAAUGAUAAUAAUUGUAGACAUAGUUGAUCAUGGAACUGUUGAAAAAAAGUUCUUAGAAAGUUUUUUUGGCCUUACUCAUAUAGAAAAGUUUUGCAUUUGUGUCAUAUGCCAUUCGACUCACUUCGUUGAGUUGAGCAAUAUUUGCGCAUGAGUCCAAUGAAGAGUCACUCAUUUUUCUCAGAGAUGACUGUACCGAUUCAGAGUGACGAUGCAAAAAAACGGGAAAAUUGUUCUAAACUCAACUUAUAACUGUUCGACAAAUCGACAAGGUUAUGUUAGUUUAUUCCCAAUUAUACUUCUAGUAUUUAUUCAAUUUUUUGAAAAAAAAAAAACAUUUUUUGAAUGAUAUUUAUGAAAAUAUGCGUAAUACGAUAUAGGCAUCGUUAAACCACUAGGUCGAUUAAAACAAGCCCUUUUUCCUAAUAAGUGAAUUAAAUCCAUUAUUUUUAUCACAAGUAAUCGAAGUAAUAAACUUCUCUGAUGAUCUCACGACAAAUGAUUUCCCUCCGAUUGACCAUCCCUAAUCGCAGCAGCGCCGUCAGCUGUAUUAUAGUAAGCGAGUUCGGGCGAAAAGAGCGACACGAAAACACAGUGGGCGCGCAUUUUCGGAUCGUUUUGUUUCAUCGUGCCAAAAUCGAAUGAUCACUUUCCGAUCGGCAGCAUGAAUCCCGAUCGCCGAGACGCGGUUGUCCAUCGCAGGUCAACAUCGUUUUUUUUUGUAUGUCAGCGAAGAAAAUAUAAAACAAUCAACAUCAGCCGAUAAAAAGUAAAUGAAAGCAAGAGUGGGCACGUAUCUUGCCUGCCUGCAUGGUUCAUAAUUACAUGAUUAAAAACAAUAUAAAUUACGGACAGCAAAUUAUAGUACUGUAUGUUAUUAAGCAUGAUAGCAAUUAUAUAAUGAAACUUUGAUUAAAAGUAAUCUCAGAUCAAAUUGAACAAGCAAAGGGCUGCAAAUCGGAACCAAAUGCAAACAACUAGUAAAAAAAAAACAAAAAAGUCAGGAAAAACAAUCUGCACCCGAUCCACGACAGUUUCUUCCUGCGCUUCCUGAGAUGAAAUACACGUGAUGUACAAGAUGAAUGAUCGGGUAAUAAAGUCAUUAGGGAUUUGGGGGUUGUAAAAAUAUAUUUUAAGGUAGCAGCAGCUCGGCUUCCACAACUCCAAACCAUAAUUCCUAUGCAUGCAGCGGCAAAUUAAUUUGUUAAUCAUCAAUCAAUGAAGUAAGUAAACUCAAAAAAAGAAAAAGAAAUGAGAACAGAUCAGUACAGAUCGCCGGUGGGAAGUGAAUUGAGGUUAGGGAAAUUCAUUUUCAGAUAGCAUACGUAAGCAGUAAGCUGCUUAACUGGUAGAGCACAUUAACGCAAGUGAGAAUCAAGAAUCAAGUUUUAUGAAAACUUUGCAAAAUACAGGAAUACCGGCUCCGAAUUCGGCAGAGCAAGAAGGAGGGUAAAACGGCUGAACUUUGUAGUGCAAGAGAGCAUAUAGGCGUAAUCGCUAUAUAUUCUGCUAAACUGAUGGUAUACAUAUUAUGUGAAUAAUAAGUGUUUUUUUUUAUUGAAAAAGAAA